AUGGAUGAAAAAGUAAGUUUGGGGAAUCUUAAAGAUCUAUUGGCUCUUAACUUAUCGUCAAACAACAUGGGUGACUCUUUACCUCCAGAAAUUGGAAAACUAAAGGCUAUGAUACAAAUAGAUCUGUCAAUGAAUCAAUUUUCAAAUGGAAUUCCUAGAGAAAUUGGAGGCAUUCUCAGAAAUGGAACUCCUAUUGCAGUUAAAGUUUUCAAUCAGAAAUUGGAAGCAAUAUUCAAGAGUUUCGAUAAAGAAUGUGAAGUUUUGCGCAGCCUUCUCCAUAAGAAUCUCAUAAGAGUCAUCACUAGUUGUUCUAACAUCAAUUUUAAGGCCUUAGUACUUGAGUACAUGCCUAAAGGAAGCCUCGAUAAGUGGUUGUAUUCACACAAUUACUUCCUAGACAUCAUGCAAAGACUAAGCAUAAUGAUCGAUGUGGCGUGUCCAUUGGAAUACCUCCACCAUGGGUGUCCAUCGUCCGUGAUUCAUUAUGAUCUAAAGCCUAGUAAUGGCUUGUUGGAUGAGAAUAUGGUUGCAUACCUAAGAGACUUUGGUAUUUCAAAACUGCUUGGUGAAGAUGAAAGUGAUUUAUACACAAAAACCUUAGCAACAUUGGGUUAUAUUGCACCGGGUUCGUCUUUUGGUUUGCUUUGA
Molecule: messenger RNA, 648 nt
Organism: Lycium barbarum (goji berry)
Lineage: Eukaryota; Viridiplantae; Streptophyta; Magnoliopsida; Solanales; Solanaceae
Product: putative leucine-rich repeat receptor-like serine/threonine-protein kinase At2g24130
Exons: 3
Coding region: 1-648 (215 amino acids)
Biological process (GO): protein phosphorylation
Molecular function (GO): ATP binding; protein kinase activity; protein binding
Source: RefSeq, a predicted model, not a curated record